CUCGGUUGACCAGUGGCCAACUAUGCUUCGUCUUCAGCGUACUGUAUUCAUUUACCAGUACUACUAAUUGUCACUAUUCCCCUUUGGAGCAUGAGAACCAAUCACACCGCUUGCCGACAUCUUGUCCCAACUUCCGUUUGAAGGGCGGAGCAAUGUCGCGGACCUAGCUUGACUUUGACCACUUUCGGGUUGAGGCAGCAGACAUGAGUUAUUCGUAUCAAAACAGCACCAGUGCGGAGGCCUACCGCCCAGCCCGUCGCGAUUAUUACGCCGACUCAUCUCACGUUCAAAGCGGCCUACUCAACGCGUUGCCACCAUGGCUCCGGCAAUGGGGUGCCAGACUCCAAACUCGUUGGAUCUCUCCGAUCCUCCACGGAACAGAAAGCUCUCAAGAUAGCAGGCAGCUGAGCGCACGGCCAUGGAGGAUUCUUAGGCACAUUUUCACGAUCACGAAUGGCCUGGCCAUUCUCUGGUUCUUUACGUUAUGGUGGGGGGAACGGACGGUCUUCCAAGAUAGUGUAGACAAAUGUGUUUGGGAAAAUUGGGAGAAAUGGCCCCGAGAUGCAACACCCCACCACGUUGCCUUUAUCGCGGAUCCUCAAUUGGUCGAUCCUCACACCUAUCCCGGUCGACCCUGGCCCUUGUCCACAUUGACAGUGAAGUUCACGGAUCAAUAUCUUCGACGGUCGUUCUCAUCAAUCCAAAGAAGCUUAGGUCCCGACUCGGUGUUGUUUCUGGGUGAUCUUUUUGAUGGAGGAAGGGAGUGGGCAACAGCGCAGAGUUUCAGCCCAGAAAAGCGUUAUCAGAAAUAUAAGGACUCGUUCUGGAAGAAGGAGUAUCAUCGAUUCGUGAAGAUAUUCUCAGAGCAGUGGAACGAGGGUGAUUCGCACUCGGGCAACCCUCGCGGCCGGAGAAUGAUCGCUAGUCUCCCUGGAAAUCAUGAUUUGGGGUUCGGAACUGGGGUUCAGCUGCCUGUCCGUGAUCGAUUUCAGGCAUAUUUUGGCAAAAGCAAUCGUGUUGAUGUUAUCGGAAACCAUACCUUUGUUUCUGUCGAUACCGUUUCACUGAGUGCCAUGGACCAGCCGGACCCGGAGACCGGAAGUUCUGGCUCUGGGGACGGGCAUCCUCCAAAUGAGCGAAUCUGGAAGGAAGCAGAGGACUUCCUCAAUAAUAUGAACGUUCAUCGCGGCAAGGCGGAGACGGAGGAAUUACGGACGAUGAGGAAUCAAAGUGAAGGUCACUUGUUCCACCACAAGGUUGUGGACAUGUCACAGCCUACCCUCCAUCGAGGACUUCAAUCAGAGGUCGUAGGAUUCCCUGCGGUACUACUUACACAUGUUCCGUUAUAUCGCAAGCCGGCGACGCCGUGCGGGCCUUUGCGGGAACGCUACCCACCUUCAUCAGGCGGAUUGGAAGAAGAUGAACGAAAUGCGCUCUCAAUUUCUGCUGGGUACCAAUAUCAAAAUGUCCUUACGCAAACCAUCUCCAAGGACCUAGUCACAAAGGCAGGCCCGAAUCUUAUCCAUGUCUACUCUGGGGACGAUCAUGACUACUGCGAGGUCACCCAUCGCGAGUUUAGCGGUUCCCCCAAAGAGAUUACGGUGAAGAGUCUCUCCUGGGCUAUGGGAGUUCGACAGCCGGGUUUUCUGCUCACCAGUCUCUGGAAUCCUGUUGACCCAGCCACAGGGAAGCCGAGUCACCAAAUGAGUGCUGGCGCUACUUUGCAAAAUCACCUCUGUAUCCUACCGGAUCAGAUAUCCAUUUUUAUUCGUUAUGGCCUUCUAUUCGGUAUUACCCUUGCUAUUCUUCUCGCACGAGCCUUCAUCCUUGUGCUUUACUUCCCCUCAGCGGACCCCUCCACUCCGAUCCUUCCCCUCUCUGAGUUCCGCCCUUCCCUCCACGUACACACAGGCAAGAUCCCAAGCUCCAGUACCUCCAGCUCCACGUUUCCAUCGCCAGGCGGCUUAGCGAGCCGUAUCGCCAACGCACCCCCUCGAUACUCUCAAGCCUACAGUGAUACUAAUCUCGAUGACGUGGACAAUGCGAAGUGGAAAGCAAGGGUCCCUGCUCCCCGGGGAAUCCGGGGGGAAUUUAUCGACUCUGUUAAAUAUGUCGCUACAAUUGUGUUUGCAUGGUAUUUCUUUUUGAUCUGGAGGUGGUAGAUACCGGAUCGGAAGAGGCGAAAAGUCUUCAACCUGGGAUUGUACAUAGGAAUAGCGUGUCUGAUCUUUAUUUAUAUUGCAUGGAGGACCUGGGACUGGAUUUUAGGGUUCGCCCUUUGUUUGUCUGAAUAAAUAUACGUAUAUAUAUACCAAUCCGUCAUUCCCUUGACUCCAAACUGGGGUAAUCCCCCAGAAUCAUGCGAUUCAAGCAGCCGUAAGAUAUUUUUCUCUGUUCUUGUCUUAGGUGAGAAGUUGUGUUUCACCUUGAGAGAGUAACCAUGGAUCCACCCCAUAGUCAAUAAUUGUCUAAAAAAGUCAAAUGCCAUUUUAGUUUCCUUCCUCAUCC
Messenger RNA from Aspergillus alliaceus, 2508 nucleotides. RefSeq names its product putative manganese ion homeostasis (Fr). Gene Ontology annotation, biological process: GPI anchor biosynthetic process. Lineage: Eukaryota; Fungi; Ascomycota; Eurotiomycetes; Eurotiales; Aspergillaceae. Gene Ontology annotation, cellular component: endoplasmic reticulum. Bases 204 to 2162 code for a protein of 652 amino acids. The transcript is spliced from 2 exons. Gene Ontology annotation, molecular function: hydrolase activity. The record is from RefSeq and is a predicted model, not a curated record.